This is a messenger RNA of Asterias rubens (European starfish), 3253 nucleotides long. Its product is annotated as heterogeneous nuclear ribonucleoprotein A3 homolog 1-like. Gene Ontology annotation, biological process: regulation of gene expression. The coding region runs from base 72 to 1244 and encodes 390 amino acids. The record is from RefSeq and is a predicted model, not a curated record. Gene Ontology annotation, molecular function: RNA binding. NCBI's taxonomy places the organism in Eukaryota, Metazoa, Echinodermata, Asteroidea, Forcipulatida, Asteriidae. Gene Ontology annotation, cellular component: nucleoplasm. The transcript is spliced from 8 exons.
ACACCUUAUCUCUUUAGCCUCAGAAAAUAACAGCAAGGGGGGAAGCAGCAUCAUCAUUUCUGAACUCAAAAAUGGCAGGCCGUGACAGAACAGACGAAAAGAUGCGGAAGUUGUUUCUUGGUGGUCUCCACCGGGACACAACAGACGAUGACAUAAAGAACCACUUCUGCAAGUUCGGCAAAGUUGUCGACCAAGUGGUCAUCACUAAAAAGACAGGAGAGUCUAAAGGUUUUGGCUUUGUCACAAUGUCAUCAGUUGAAGAUACAGAGAAUGUCCUAGCCAACAACGACGGUGGAAGACAAGACAUGUUUGGCAACAGCGUUGAAGUCAAAAGAGCAGUUCCAAGAGAGUCAUCACAAGGCGGAUUUGGCGGUGAUGGUGGUGGUGGUGGAAGGAGGGACGGUGCUGGCGGCAGAGCUGUUAAGAAGAUGUACAUCGGAAACCUUCCCCCACAAAUGACAGAGGAUGAUUUGCAUGACUUCUUUGGGAACCACGGCACAGUCACCAGCGUCAAGAUCCCUAUGUCCAGGGACACUGGAGAGAGACAGAAGUUUGCCUUCGUCGAGCUAGAAGAGACGAAAGCUGUGGAUGACCUUGUCUCACAAGGUGACCAUGAGUACAACGGGCAGAAGUUCUACGUAAAGAAGGCCAUGCCACAAGGAGACAGAGAGCGUCGUGGUGGCGGCGGCGGUGGUGGUGGUGGUGGUAGAUACGGUGGUGGUGGAUUCGGCAGCCGUGGUGGUGGCUAUGGAGGAGGAGGCGGUGGAUAUAAUGGUGGUGGUGGAGGAGGCUACAGACAGGGAGGAAGCAGCAGAGGAGGCGGGGGAGGUGAGACUUCAGGUUACAACAGAUAUGGCAGUGGUGGUGGAGGAGGCAGCUACUCUGGUAGUAGCUACGGAAGCGGUGGCGGUGGUGCUUCAUCGUACAAUGACUCUUAUAGUUCAGGAGGUGGUAGUAGCUAUGACAGCUUAGGAUCUAGUUAUGGACAGAGCAGCUCCGGCUAUGGACCAAUGAAAAGUGGCGGCGGUGGUGGUGGUCAGUACUCCUCGUAUGGUUCUGGGGGUUACAGCAGUGGUGGUGGUGGCAGCGGUGGAUACUCUAAUGGCAAUAAUUCGUACUCGUCGUCUACAAGGACAAACUAUGGCAGUGGUGGUGGUAGUGGUGGAUACAACAGUGGAGGCAGUGGUGGUGGAUACAGUGGAAGCAGUGGGGGAGGAGGAUACAGCAGGGGUGCUCCGUACUAGUAAAGUCAACAAUGAGCUGGCUGAUGUAAGUACAAUGCACAGCAGGAGUGUCUUGAGUCUCGUCCAUCUAGGCUGCCUUUGAUCUCUAGACCUGUAACCCAAAAGACUAAGUUGCCUGAAGGAUGGUUAGUCAUAGUGACCCCAAGGAUCUAAGUGAGACUUUAAGGAAGUUGGAAGUAAACCAACUCAAGGAAUCGACUAUCCAGACUGCGUUUAUCCUUGGAUGAACGCUCGACAUGUUGUAAAUAAAAACCAGACCCAAUACUUAACAAUAAGGGCUGGCCCUCUAUAACCAGUUCCAUCUUAACCCCCCUGUUUUAUGAAAGACAUUUACUUGAGUUUUAAAAUACUUCACCAACUUUUUGGGGCAAUGACCAAUGAUGAGAGCUCAAACCAACCAUGUAAAAAGCUCGAGGGUUUGAGAGUAAGAAUCUGUUGGAAUUUAGUUCAGCUUUGCUUUGAACCUUUUGAGCACAUAAAUUAAUAAGAUGUCUGUUAAAACAGAGACUUUCAUCAGGUUGAAAUUUAUUUUUUCUAAAACCUUAAAAUUAAACUUUCCAUUUGAAACCAUUUUUGUUCAUUACUGAAAAAGAAACGAGAAAGGAAAGGGAAAACAAAUUGAAUGUCUUUGUCAUUUGCAAAUUGCCCUUUGUUGUAUUGCUAUUUUACGUCUUGUAUAGUUACUAAGAUUCAUAUACUGUUACAUUUUCUGAGCUUCUAUUAGGUCUGUUAAUCUGGUACCGAUAUUGGCAAUUCAAACAUCUCUAGUCUACAGUUGAACGUGUUCUCCAGGAGGAUUCUCAAACUAAAAUCACUGAAUAGACAAAAAGCAAAAAGGGGUUUCGUCAUCUGGUCCCCUUAACCAGAUUGUUGUUACACAGAUCUUGUAACAAAUUGUCGAACACACUCUUGCCUUUAGGAUGCGAUAAAUGUAGCCGGAUUUAAGUCUGAAAAUUUCACUCUAAACCACUUGGAUCAUCGAGCGAUAAUUAGAUCUCAUCUUUUGAUAAUGAUCAGCUUGUGCCAUUGCAUUGAUACCAGUUUAUGAGUCCUAGGUUUUUGUAUAAUAAUUACGCACCGAUGUUUUUUUUGUGGACAGUGCUAGGAGUGCCUCGAAGCAAAAAUACAAAUCCUGAGUCAAUAUUUUAUGAAAUGUCCAUCAGUGUAGUUUUUGGGGGAGUUGAGUCUUUAUACCUAUAGAUAAAUGUAAAAUGAUAUUGCAUAAGGGAAUGGUUUAAUUCUUAAGUCUGAAGUUCUUUUUCACUAUUUUGGGGUUAGGUUGCCUCUAUGUUGCCAAUGGAAAUAACAAAUCAACAUUUAUGAAUACAUCACAAUUUAUCUGCUUGCACAUGCGGAGGAUUUUGGGGCACACUCGGCUUUUAUUUGUACUAGACCAAAAAAACAACAUGACAAAUUUUAAAGAAAAACAACCUUUGCACCUUGCAAUAUUUACACACUGGUAUUGAAACUCUAUUGAGAUUGUCUAAAUCUAUGAAUUAAGUGUACAAUUUUAACAGUUAAAUGGAUUCAAGUCAUUAGUUUUCAACAGUAAAAUGUUCAAUAUCUGAAGAAAAAUAAACCUUUCAUUUUUCUUUGCAUUCUGCAGUUUUUUAAAGGGUGGAAUAUUGAAUUACAGAAUUGGAGAUUCACAAACACAAACGUUUUGAAAAAACUUACAGGUUUAUGCAGCAUAAUUUUCUCUCACAGACUUAAAAGCUAUGUGUGUCUAAAAAGCCAAUGGAAUGACAUGUUUGAAAUUGAUUAUUUUGUAUCUUUUUGCCGCACUCAAAAGAAGUAUUUUUUAAGCAUUUUAAUCAAGAUCUUUGUUAUUAAUUUUACUGUUUAAAAAUCCUUAUUUGUAAUCUAGUAUUCUUCGUUUUAUACAUGUAUGGUUUAAUGACUAGACUUGUCUUAUAAGUGUAUUGCUGUUUGGUAUUUAGAGUCGAAUAAACUUUGUAAUUGUCAAGAACGACCACAAUUACAAAACCAGUUCCUAAUUAACAAAUCUA